Molecule: messenger RNA, 785 nt
Organism: Eruca vesicaria subsp. sativa (arugula)
Lineage: Eukaryota; Viridiplantae; Streptophyta; Magnoliopsida; Brassicales; Brassicaceae
Source: the annotation of a GenBank genome assembly
GUGAAAACACAGACAGACCCAGAGAGCAAUGACAUCUCAUCUUCUUUCCCCAUUACCAUCUCUCACCUUCUUCCAAACCGGAAACUUAACCGGUCGUUCUCUACCUCUAAACCCUAACCUCCAAUUCUCAAAACCUAGACUUUCAAAGGAAAGAGCCGCCACACUCGUCCUCCGAUCCAAAGGCGACGACUCCGUCGACGCAUCAGAUCGGAUAAUCUCAGCGGUCUGUUACUUCUACCCGUUCUUCGAUGGGAUUCAGUACGGUAAAUUCAUCAUCACGCAAUACCAACCUUUCCAGAUUCUCAUCCAGCCUCUGUUUCCAGCCAUCAAGGCCUUCAAGAGCUUCCCCUUCAAUGGAUUUCUCAUCUUCAUCGCUCUCUACUUCGUCGUCGUGAGGAACCCUAAUUUCAGCAGGUACGUUAGGUUCAACACGAUGCAGGCCAUUGUGCUCGACGUGCUGUUGAUUUUCCCGGAUUUGCUUGAGAGGAGCUUUAAUCCCAGAGAUGGGUUUGGUCUAGAUGUGGUGAUGAGUUUGGACAGUACAGUGUUCCUCUUCUUGCUUGUCUGUUUAAUCUAUGGAUUCUCUGCUUGCUUGUUUGGUCUGACCCCGAGGUUGCCCAUUGUUGCUGAUGCUGCUGAUAGGCAAGUCCUUUGAUUUGUAAAGAAAAAACUGCAACAACAAAUAAUAUAUGUAUGUACACAGUGCUGUGAUUGCACUUUCUCUGUAUUGGAUCUGUAUCUUAUAGUCAAAAGAUAAUGUAACUUUUUAAUCUAUUUAAAAGGGC